CUCUACAAGUUUCUUAAGAUAAAACUCUAUACUAUUGCAUCUCAUUUCCAUCUGUUCUUUUCCAAUUUUGGCAAAAUACAUCACCUUUAGACUAAAUGAAUUUUAGAAUGAAUUUUAUAUAUCAACAUACUGGAGAAGCUGUUUAUGCUUUUAUUUAUCCCUGUUGGAUAAAAUGAUGUUUGUGAUUUGGCUAUGAUUGUGGUCAUUACUUUAUGAUCCCAACCUAAACUCUCUAGCAAAUUCAAAAGUUGCAAGAAUGAUUAGUGAGAACAAGUGUGAAUACAAUCGAAGAGUAAAGGAAGUCAUGGAGCAGAGCUAUGGAUUGCAAACUAACUUCAUGCAUUGGCAUGGCAGUUUUGAUGGCAUGCCAAUCUGCCUAUUACUGUCAGGAUUUGUCAACUUUAUCAUGUAAUUCCAAUAUGUUCCAUUCAUAAAUGGAUGUUAGGGCUCUUUAAUCUAUUCUUAAACUAUCCCUUUGCUUUGUGUGUCCUUAUUUAAGCUUGUGUAACAUAGAAUUUUAUGUAUCUUAAUGUCUUUGCAUGAAAUAGUCAUAUCAUAUGCACUACUUAAUGGUUUAAUACAAGAAGUUAUUUGCU
This is a messenger RNA of Rubroshorea leprosula, 596 nucleotides long. NCBI's taxonomy places the organism in Eukaryota, Viridiplantae, Streptophyta, Magnoliopsida, Malvales, Dipterocarpaceae. The record is from the annotation of a GenBank genome assembly.